CAUAAAUCUGAGAUAUAAUUAAUUAUAAGGACCAAGAUGCAAAUAAAAAGAUGAAACUUCAACUUUUAGAGUUUUGAGUAGUGAAACUUCAAAUAUGAAAUUUCACUUUUAAAAACUCUAAAUUUGAAGUUUUGAAAUUCUUUAUUAGAGAACAAAAAACUAUAUAUUUGAAGUUAUAAAGUUUCUUUUGGAGAUAGCUUUGACUUAUAAGUUCAAUGCUUUUCAAGCAUCGAUCAUUUGAUUUCUUAAUUUGUUUUUUUCUAUUUAUUUUUUUCUUCAAGUCAAAGAAAAUAUAAAAUGGGCUUGCCGCAUGCGUACGGAACAGACAACUUAACGACCUUUCUCCACAAUUCUCUCUGAAUCCUCGUGUUCGUGUUGUGAAGUUUCAAAAAGCUUUAGUUAUAAAGUCUUACCAAAAAGCAAAAAGGUCUCAUUUAUUCUAAUUGUUAGAACGUUUUAAGCUAUGUUCUACAAUGCUUAUCAUGAAAAUAAAUAUUUACGUGACGGCAUUUACAAGGAGUGAAUAUUAGGAUGUACCAUAUAUUCUAAUUUGUAAACCUAAAUUCAUAAUUGUAAAAGGGGAGAAGAGAAAACUAAAAGAAAAAGAAAAAAGAAAAAGAAAACAAGAAGAAUGAUAUGUUCUUUUUUUUUUUGAAACACUUUUUUUUUUUUUGAAACACUGAAGAAUGAUAUGUUCACAAUGCGAAGAUAUGUAGUUAUGUAUCACGUGGCCAACUUUCUGUGUUAAAAACACAGUAAACAAGUUUAUGUAACAACGUAUUUGAACAGAACAUGAUAGGACCUUCUUUAAAAAAAAACAUGAUAGGACCGAAGAUCACUUUUAAGCAACUAUAUUCUCAUCUCAUCAGUGAGCAGCUCCGUCCAAUAAUUAGUUUUUUUUUUCUAUUUCGUUUUUUAAUACAAACUCUAAAAUUUAUUUAUUUUGGGUAAAAUAACUCUAAAAUUUAUGAUUGCAGGUAUUUCAUAAAAUCAUAUUUUCCAUAUUUCAUGCCACCAAAUUCGAAUAUUUAUAGUCUUAUAAUUAAUCAGAAAAUAUGUCAAACCAAGCCAAUUUGGAAUCAACAAUAAUUGCAAGCUAUUAGAUAAUAUCAUAAUAUAUAUUGAUAUUUUAGUGAUAAUAUCAAAGAUAUUUCCAAACUGAUAUCAGGUUUGAUAAGUUUGUUACUAGUAUUAAGCUAACGUUAGCUAAUUGAGUUGUCUAUAUAUAUCUUGCAAUUGUCACAUCCCAAUACCCUUAAUUAAUGACUAUUAUUAUUUAUUUAUUUUCUUAAUACUUUAAAAUUUUCACGUAAGCCCUAAUUGGGUUUACUACUUUGGACUUUAUCCAGCCAAUAUGAAACCUACCUACUCAUAUCAUAUCACCCACAAAUUGACAAGCAUAAACACACAUUUCCAUCUACCGAUCUAGCCCUAAUGAAACACACUAUUAAAAAAAAACGAAGUGAACACAAUGUUGGAUUUGUGCAAAACUGUUGCUUGAAGAGAUUUGAAGUAAAACAAUGACAACCAUCACUGCCAAACGGAAACGAAAGAACUUCGCUUCUCUCAUGUUUUUUUGGCUUAGAUAAUGAUCUUUCACAGAUCCUUUAACUAGCUCCACUAUGUUUUUUCUUCUUUUUUGCCAUAGUGGUGCUCUUUGAUUAUUUUUUUUUUGUAAAUCUAACUCUUUCAUUAAUUUGAAUAUUAACAGUUUAGCAAAAAAACAAUGACAAAAAUGUUAAUCUUCCUGAUUCUUUCUUUCCCUAUUAAAGCUGAUUCUAAUAUCUUUGGCUUUGUCUUAAAUUCACUGUGUAUAGUAGCUACUAGCUUCUAGGUCUAAAUAGUUAUCAUUUGAACACAAAAAUAGCAGAUGCAGUGGUUGAUAACAAGAUCUGAAAGCUGAUGUUUACAUUAUUUUGCAAUAAGAUUAAUCUUGAGUUUGACAAGUUGAACAUUUUAAAGGACAUGAAACAAAUAAUGAUAAUUAUUAAAAACAACAUGACAAGCAGAUCUAAAAAGAGAUUCUGAGCAUGAAUGAGAACAAACUGAAUAGUACUUAUUAUGUUAGUUUAUUUUUGCUACCCUGGUGUCAAAGAUUGUAUUAGAUACAGAUAUUUUGAUAGAUAUGAUACAAAAGGAAAAACAAUUAUGAAGCCAAUAAUGUAAAGCUGGAAACUCUUUUUUCCAUGUUUAAAACUAUGUGAGUAUCAAGUUUCAAGUUACAACACCAAUUUGUUAUUAUUAUUACUACUUUAUUAUCAAAUCUGUGGGAGAGGAAGAGCCCACAGGUAAUCUCCUAAAAUGAAGCUGUAAACUUGUCUAAUGUUCAAACUGGUGUUUUAAUGCCAUACGGUGCUCCUAUGAGACAAUAAAAUAGGAGAAAAGAGGAACCUUCAUUUUAUGAUCUCCUCAUUUUUUAUUACCUUUUAAAAAAAAAAUCUGCCCUUUCACACGUAUAAUGAAUCAUGUAUGGUUUCUAUAAACAUAUUUUAAGAUUUUUUAUAUAAUGUGUAAACCUUUUUUUAAUUCUACAACUACUUUUUGAGAAAAUUAUUUAUCAUUAUCUAAUCAGAGUUAUGUGUAGAGACUUGCAUUGCCUAUUUAAGCACUCAUCAUAAUGGUUGACGAAUAUGCGCCAGCACCUCUUUCUUCUUCUUCUCCUUCUCCAAUUCGUCUACACGUUUUCAGUUUCUGUCUAAAAGAAAUUAGAGGCAAAAAAUAGUUUCAUUUGUUGUUCCACCAAGACAAAUCAUAUAUACACACUCUUAAAUUGUCUUUUUGUGAUGUGGGCAUUGUUCAUUUGGGUUUCUCUGCUUGUCAUAACCGUCACACACUGGGUUUACAGCUGGAGGAACCCCAAAUGCAAAGGGAAGCUUCCACCUGGCUCGAUGGGUUUACCUCUACUCGGAGAGACUUUCCAGUUCUUCAAGCCAAACACUACUUCAGACAUCCCUCCUUUUAUCAAAGAGAGGGUUAAGAAGUAUGGUCCAAUUUUCAAGACCAAUCUAGUGGGGAGACCAGUUAUUGUAUCAGCAGAUCCUGAUUUGAGUUACUUUGUGUUUCAACAAGAGGGUCGGCGUUUCCAGAGUUGGUAUCCAGACACUUUUACAAACAUCUUUGGGAAAAAUAAUGUGGGUUCACUACAUGGGUUUAUGUACAAGUACCUUAAAAGCAUGGUCUUGACUCUCUUUGGCUACGAUGGUCUCAAGAAGAUGCUCCCUCAAGUAGAGCUGACUGCAAAUAAGAGAUUAGAGCUUUGGUCAAAUCAAGAAUCAGUAGAACUCAAAGAUGCAACCGCAAGUAUGAUAUUUGAUCUCACGGCGAAGAAGUUGAUAAGCCAUGAUCCAGACGAGUCAUCAGAGAAUCUAAGGGCUAACUUUGUUGCUUUCAUUCAAGGACUCAUCUCCUUCCCUUUUGACAUUCCAGGCACAGCUUAUCACAAAUGUCUUAAGGGUAGGGAAAAUGCAAUGAGAAUGUUGAGGAAUAUGCUUCAGGAGAGACGUAAGAAACCACGGAAGAACCCAAGUGACUUCUUUGAUUAUGUCAUUGAAGAGAUUCAGAAAGAGGGGACUAUUCUGACAGAAGAGAUUGCAUUGGAUCUAAUGUUCGUCUUGCUAUUUGCCAGCUUUGAAACAACUUCUCUCGCUUUAACUUUAGCCAUCAAGUUCCUUUCAGAUGACCCUAAAGUUCUAAGACGUUUAACGGAAGAACAUGAGACGAUUCUGAGAAACCGGGAAGAUGCAAACUCCGGACUUACAUGGGAAGAAUAUAAGUCAAUGACUUACACAUUUCAGUUCAUAAACGAAACAGCAAGACUAGCAAAUAUAGUUCCUGCCAUCUUCAGAAAGGCGUUGAUAGAUAUAAAAUAUAAAGAUUAUACGAUACCAGCCGGCUGGGCGGUGAUGGUCUGUCCACCAGCUGUACAUUUGAAUCCAAAAAAGUAUGAAGAUCCCUUAGUCUUCAACCCAUCGAGAUGGGAGGAAUCAAAUGCUAACGAUGCGUCAAAGCACUUCAUGGCGUUUGGUGGUGGGAUGAGGUUCUGUGUUGGAACUGACUUCACGAAAUUGCAGAUGGCUGUGUUUCUCCACAGCCUAGUAACAAAAUACAGAUGGGAGGAGAUUAAAGGAGGGAAUAUAGUUCGAACUCCAGGAUUACAGUUUCCAAACGGUUACCAUGUCAGACUCCAUAAGAAAAAUAUACUAGAGAAUGAAUGACAAGUAAAACGAAGC
This is a messenger RNA of Brassica rapa (field mustard), 4229 nucleotides long. Its product is annotated as cytochrome P450 87A3. Gene Ontology annotation, biological process: sterol metabolic process; brassinosteroid homeostasis; multicellular organism development. Lineage: Eukaryota; Viridiplantae; Streptophyta; Magnoliopsida; Brassicales; Brassicaceae. Gene Ontology annotation, molecular function: monooxygenase activity; heme binding; oxidoreductase activity, acting on paired donors, with incorporation or reduction of molecular oxygen. The record is from RefSeq and is a predicted model, not a curated record.